Messenger RNA from Dermacentor silvarum, 378 nucleotides. RefSeq names its product histone H2B. Lineage: Eukaryota; Metazoa; Arthropoda; Arachnida; Ixodida; Ixodidae. The coding region runs from base 4 to 378 and encodes 124 amino acids. Gene Ontology annotation, molecular function: protein heterodimerization activity; structural constituent of chromatin; DNA binding. The transcript has a single exon. Gene Ontology annotation, cellular component: nucleosome. The record is from RefSeq and is a predicted model, not a curated record.
GCUAUGCCUCCCCAGCCGAGCGGUAAGGCCGUGAAGAAGGCCGGCAAGGCGCAGAAGAAUGUGCGCGCCACCGACAAGAAGAAGAAGAAGCGCCGCAGGAAGGAGAGCUUCUCCAUCUACAUCUACAAGGUGCUGAAGCAGGUGCACCCCGACACUGGAGUCUCCAGCAAGGCCAUGUCCAUCAUGAACAGCUUCGUGAACGACAUCUUCGAGCGCAUCGCCGCCGAGUCGUCCCGUCUGGCUCACUACAACAAGCGCUCGACCAUCACGAGCCGGGAGAUCCAGACUGCCGUGCGUCUGCUGCUGCCGGGCGAGCUGGCCAAGCACGCCGUGUCCGAGGGCACCAAAGCCGUCACCAAGUACACCAGCUCCAAGUAG